Molecule: messenger RNA, 2144 nt
Organism: Labrus bergylta (ballan wrasse)
Lineage: Eukaryota; Metazoa; Chordata; Actinopteri; Labriformes; Labridae
Source: RefSeq, a predicted model, not a curated record
AUGGACGAGUUCAAGUGGAUUCAAAUUCAUUUAAUUCUUGUAGCGGUGCAUCAGCCGACAGCAGUAACUGGACUGUCUCCCAUCUACAGUGUCAGAGUUGGAGAUGAUGUCACAUUGGCUUGUGGAAACGUGAUAGAAGAUCAGAGUGACUGUGACAGUACUACAUGGACCUGGACCAGUAGAUCAACAAAAGCAGCAGUAGAGCUGAUUAAACUCGGGCAGAUUGCUGAAAACACUGGAUUUAAAUCAGACAGACUGAGUGUGGGAGUGAACUGUGCUCUGGUUAUAAAGAAGGUCACAGAGGAGGAUGCUGGUUAUUUUGUCUGUCAACAGUACAAAUCAGACAGAAUAGCAGCUCCAGAUGCUCCAGUGUAUCUGUCUGUUAUUUCCAUGACUGAGCAGAUGAACGGUGAUGAGGUGACAUUAAUCUGCUCUGUGUCGACGUUUGACGGGUGUAGACAAACAGUGAAGUGGCUGUUUGAUGGUGUAGAUGUUGAAGAACAUAAUCAAAGUGGGAGGACAUCAGACUCUCCCUGCACUGCCUCUGUGACCGUUCCGACUUAUCAUGAAAUCUACAAAGCAAGAUAUAAGUCACUGGAGUGUAGUGUUGGUGAUAGAGGGCAACUGUUUCCCUUCAAACUUCAGCCCUCAGAUGAGAAUCCAGGUGAGGUCACUACAGAAUCGGCAACAGCAACAUUCAAAUCAACAAGACCGACUGAAAACAACAAAACAACAACCGAAUCUGGAGUCAGUUAUCAUGCCCAAUGGAGGUUGAUCGUUGUGUCUGUGGUUUUGUCAGCUCUCAUACUAACUGUUGUGACGGUCAGCAUAUGGGCAAAAAUGAAAGGAAAACAAACACAUAUGGAUGAAAACAUGGUGAAUGGAAGCCAUGAAGAUGAUGAUGCUGUGAACUAUGAAAACGUCAGAUCUCCUGCAGAGGAAUGACCAAAUCUUCUGUCUCUGUCAGACUACAUAGAUCAACAACUCAAGUUUCUAUGAGUUCUUGUAGUCUCUCCUCUACAUGAAGGAAAGCCUCUCUCUAUCUGUGAACUUCUCUGUUGGAUUGAAAAUCUCAGUUUUCCAUUCGAACAAGAAUUUGCCUAAACACAAAGAUUCAAUGUAAAUGACCAGAAAAUGCACAGAAAUGUAAAAAAUAAUGGCUUCUCUCUGCAGUUAAGGAUAAAUGACCACCUUGUCAGAAACUAAAAUUAAUGUAAAUAGAUGUUAUAUACACGCUAUGUGUUAGCUUAUUUAAAUUUGACAACAUUAUUUUUGCAUGAUAGGUGUCACUGUCAUCGAUUUAUUAUGGAGCUGAACAAAGCAUGAACUUUUGAAUUAAAUGUGACCUAAUAUGAGACUCUUUUUACAGAAGCACACAAGUAAACCAUCCUGCUUCCUGCAUAGAAAAGACUUUACAUGUUAAAACGUUUUAACCACAUUUGAUGCUGUGCUUCCUUUGGGUAAAAUAGCCCAUGGCUGUGUAAUUCACUCCCCGACCACCAGAGGGGACCAUCGCCCGUUGAAAAAAACGACUUCAACCCUUCCUCAUUCAAAGAGCCUUCUGUCAGUUUAACUUCCUCUUACCUGUUGUUUUAUACUCUUGUAUAAAUCUAUAGCAUGAGUUUGUUAUCAUUAUUAAGGUACAGAUUGUGUUUAAAAUGUGCUGAAGUAUUGAUGUAGCAGUAGAAGGAUUGUGUUCAUAUUUGAUUCAACGUUGUUGACAUGUGUUUAGAUGAAACUGACCUCAUGAUGUCAUUUUGCUCUUGAUUUUUUUGUUAGUUGUGUCCUGAGGUCAGGCAUCACAGAUGUAAAUUAAUUAUCAAGUUAACGUUGGCUCAGCAUUUGUGUGGCAGACAUUGGUUGAAGUUUUUACAGGCUUACAACUGCUUCAGAUGACAGAUUUUCUUCGUUCCUUUUUCAGAGCACAUGAGUUAUUAAUUUCUGUCAGGACCUAAAGACAGUUUCAACCAAAAUCUGGAAAAUUUUAACUGGGUGAAAAUAAAGAUGCAUAAACCUAACAAAAGGGCAACAGUAGCCUCGUGGUUAGUUUGUGCGCCCCAUGUACGGAGGCUAUAAUCCACCAGGCGGUCCAGGCUUGAAUCUGACCUGUGGCUCCGUACCGCAAGUCAUUACCCACUCUCUCU